Messenger RNA from Aplysia californica (California sea hare), 1596 nucleotides. Its product is annotated as protein slit-like. Gene Ontology annotation, molecular function: protein binding. The record is from RefSeq and is a predicted model, not a curated record. Bases 1 to 1596 code for a protein of 531 amino acids. Lineage: Eukaryota; Metazoa; Mollusca; Gastropoda; Aplysiida; Aplysiidae. The transcript has 2 exons.
AUGUUUCCCCACCAUGGUUUAUCCACCCGGCGGACUCGUCUCGCCUCAGCCUUGGCUCUGUACGCUCUGCUGACGCUGCACCUGGUGACCCCGGCUCUGUCGACCUGCCCGCCCCGCUCCUCCUGCCCCCUGUGCACACAGACUCGCGCCAUCUGCAAGCUGUGCCCGAAGGACGCGUCCAUCCCGGCCAGCGUGAAGGACUUGACCAUCCUGCGGGGCGGCUGCCGGGCGCUGGACACCUCGGGUCUCCUCAUGACCACGUCGCUGUCCCGCUACACCGACCUGGAGAAGCUCAAUCUGAACAACGCCAAUUUGAUGCACUUCUUCGGCGCGGUCUUCGAGAAGAACACGAACCUGAAGACGCUGGCCAUGGUCGGGAACAACAUCCGGAGCUUCGACUCGAAGACGUUCCGCGGCCUCGGCAAACUGGAGGAUCUGAACAUGGCGCGGAGCAACAUCAAACAGAUGCUGGCGGCCUCUUUUUCCGAGCUCACCUCGCUCAAGUCUUUCAACCUGGCUGGGAAUCUGAUCUCGAUGUUAUCUCAGGGUGUUUUUAACGGGCUGGCCAAUCUAGAGACGCUGUCCUUGACCUCUAACCCCGUCGCGAGCGUCGACUCUACCGUGUUUCAAGGUUUGGGGAAGCUCUCCUCUCUCCUGCUGAACGAUAUGAAACUGUCCACAGUGCCCAGUAAGCUGUUCUCCGGCCUGACGGCGCUGAAGGACCUUGACUUGUCCGGGAAUGAGAUCACGACGGUGGUCGCCGACUGCCUGGUGGGUACGUCCUUGGACACGCUUGACCUCUCGGACAACCUGCUGACCGCCUUCCCGUCUGCGGCGGUGCGCCGGGCGGCGGGGACUCCAGUGACCCUGAGCGUGGCGGGAAACAGAAUCGGUCAGCUGUCCGCCGCCGACGUGUCCGGCCUCCAGAUAGACAAGCUGGACCUGAGCGACAACCCGCUGGUCAGUGUGGCCUCGGGCGCUUUCCUGGGGUCAAAGGUCGGCUUGCUGGACCUGAGCAACACCAGCUUGAGCCGGUUGCCCGUGUCCAUGGAGGCGGCGCUUGGGUCCGGCGCGGUGGGUGCCGUUCGGCUGGAGGAGAACCUGGAGUGGGCGUGCGAGUGUGGCGCUCUGUGGCUGGGCCGCUACCUCCUCUCCCACCCCGCCAGCUCUACGCCGUCGUGCGGGCCCGCCUCCUCUUCCUCCAAGUACGCCGGCCAGACUCUCACACACGCCAUGCCGCAGCUGGAGGUGGACUGCCGAACCACCACCACCACAACCACAACAACAACUACCACAACGUCGACACCCUCACAGCCGCCAAGCACCCCGGCUCCAGUCAGCGACAGCCGCACAACGCCCACCACCACGUCAUCCUCGCCGUCGUCCAGCCCCACCACAGCCGUAGACCAGACGGUGAACGUGAUCGUGGUGGUUCUGAUAGUGCUCACCUCCCUGGCCCUGGCUCUGUCCCUCGUGGGUGUCAUGGCCGGCUGCCUGACGUGUAAGAAAGGUGAAGGUCGCCCCCGGACCUCCCAGGUGUCGGACGUUCCCGGCAACAGCAAGUCUGUGUGGGGGAUGGUCCUCACUGAGGGAUGA